AUGAGACUUCUUCCAAACGUAAAGCUUCUGCUUCCGCAGUUCUUUCACGAGGCAGAAGUGGUUAUGGCAUACCCGAGUUUGGGUCUGCUGGUCGCCACCAGUGUCGUGGCCUAUGUCGUGUUUGUAGUGAUCUAUCGACUGUACUUCCAUCCGCUGGCCAGAUAUCCGGGACCAUUCUGGGCUAGCAUAAGCACGAUCCCGUCGUGGUGGUAUACAAUCAAGCAAGAUCGCCAUGUUUGGCUGUGGCGUCUGCAACAGCAGUACGGACCUACCUUCCGCUACCGCCCUGAUGCAGUCCUGAUCAACAAGCCGACAGCAUACAGGACCAUUUUUGGGCCCAAAGGCAACGUCAAAAAGAGCGACUACUACCGCGUCUGGCCACGGAGUGCGGAGGUGACCAGCACUUGGAACGUUACCGACAUUCCUUCACAUGCCAGAAAGCGUCGUGUACUCAAUCAAACCUUCUCUGAGAAAGCGCUCCGAUCGAUCGAGCCAUUCGUGCACUCGAAUACUGAUCGCUGGCUGGAUUUGAUCGAGCAGAAUGCUGCGGACAAACAGCAGUCCCUGAACAUGGCGCAUGAGAUCAACCACCUCGUGUUCGACAUCCUUGGAGACCUAUGCUUCGGCAAGUCGUUCGAGAUGAAGGAGCCAGGUAGCGAUAAGAGGUACAUCCCAGAAGUGCUUGCGACUUUCCUUGCGCUGUUCCACCCAAUCUGCUUCUCGCCGUUCGCGGACUGGUGGGUGUGGGCUAAACCACGAGGACUGGAUUGGUUGCUCAAUAUUGCUUCGCCACCAGCUGUGACGAACUGGGAGAAGAUUGUUGCCUCUUGCCUGGAUGAAAGAACAAAGGUCGAGGAAGCGUUACAGAAUUCCGAUCAUCCCGAGCAAGAAGCGAGAAAGGACUUCUUCCACUACCUGUUCAAUGCCAAAGAUCCAGAGACUGGCUCCGGCUACUCUUUAAGCGAGCUCUAUGGCGAAUGCGAGCUGCUUAUCGUGGCUGGCUCCGACACCACUUCGAUCGUCAUGUCAGCAAUGCUCUUCUACUUGGCCCGGAACCCAGAAGUCCAAACCAAGCUGGCAAACGAGAUCAAGUCGACUUUCACAAACUACAACGCCAUUGCUGGCGGAUCUCAGCUGCACUCCUGCAGAUAUCUUAAAGCCUUCAUCCAAGAGGCAUGCCGCAUGAACCCGCCAGUAAGCGCAGAGCCAGCACGCGAAGUCCUUGCCGGCGGCACGGCAAUCGAUGGCCAGUACUUCCCAGAAGGCACCAAACUAAGCAUCAGCUGCUACUGCUUGAGCUACAAUCCCGAUGUAUACCCCGAGCCAUUCGAGUUCCGACCAGAGCGCUGGAUCCUUGCGGAUAAUGAUAAUCCGCAUGGAGCAUCAGCAGAAAGUCUUACCUUGGCAGAGAGUGGAUUCUGUGCGUUUUCGACCGGAUCUCGAGGUUGCGUUGGGAAGAAUUUGGCUUGGUUGGAGAUGAUGAUCGUCAUGGCGAAGUUGGUCUAUAGAUUUGAGGUCAAGCAGGACCCGGAGAGCAGCCUCGGUGGUGGUGAUCCGAACAUGCCAGAAGGGCGAAGGGAAGUUGGCCAAUAUCAGGUCUAUGACGCCUUUGUCGGUCUCAGAGAUGGUCCUAUGGUCAUGUUCAAUGCUAGAAAGUAG
Messenger RNA from Fulvia fulva, 1659 nucleotides. RefSeq names its product Cytochrome P450 monooxygenase AKT7. The coding region runs from base 1 to 1659 and encodes 552 amino acids. Gene Ontology annotation, molecular function: oxidoreductase activity, acting on paired donors, with incorporation or reduction of molecular oxygen; iron ion binding; monooxygenase activity. The transcript is spliced from 2 exons. The record is from RefSeq and is a predicted model, not a curated record. Lineage: Eukaryota; Fungi; Ascomycota; Dothideomycetes; Mycosphaerellales; Mycosphaerellaceae.